AUGGCUACGUCCAUUACCGAGGCUCAGGCCGAGCUGAUCAACUCGUUGGCUCCCGACGAUAUCCCCCACAAACUGCGAUGCGCCAAUUGCAGCAAGCUGGCCGUCAACGCCCUCCGCCUGCCAUGCUGUGAACAGGCCAUCUGCGAAACCUGCCACUCAAACCUCCCCCAGUCGUGCCCCGUCUGCGAGCACUCUCCGCUAUCCGCAGCAGACUGCAACCCUAACAAGUCUCUGCGGACCACCAUCAGGGUGUUUCUGCGUACCGCGGAGAAGAAGCGAGAAGCCUCUCGGCCCAAAGAAUCCAACGAGUCCGCGCCCCCCACGCCGGUUGAUGCGCCGAAGCCGUCGGUGCCCGAAGCCGAUGUCGCUACUCCGAUAGAAGGACCGGCAGAGAAGGCGGUCGAUGCCGGCGAAGAAGGACCUGCGCAAGAAACGGCGCCGCAGAGCGCUGACGAACCGGCCGCUGGCUACGAGCAGGAUCAGCAGGAAUCAGCACUAGACAAUGCGCAAGAACCGUUGCUGUCGAACGAGCAAUCAGAUGUCGUUGAAGCCCAGGGCGCCGAAGGCCCAGCUGAUGAAGCCGAUGACGCGACCAAGAGCCAAGAGCAAGACGGCGCGGGCGAAGGCGACGAUGGCGCUGGCCAAAUUGGCAACGACCAAGAGCAGUAUGGUGCAGAUGCAACCAAUGGUGGCUUCCAGCAGAACAUGAUGUUCCCCGGCGGCGAUUUCAACCAGAUGCAAAUGAUGAUGGCUAUGCAAAAUGGAAUGGGGCCGAAUUCCUUUGGCGGGUUUCCUAUGAUGGGUAAGGACUCCCGUCGCCCGUUUUACAGACUCGUUCAGACGACUGACAAUGAAGCAGGCAUGCCGGGGAUGGGCAUGGACCCGAUGCAGAACAUGUACAUGAACGGAGGCUUUCAAGGCAUGGGCAUGAACGGCAUGGGUGGCUUUGGAGGAGGUUUUGGACAAGGCUCCAAUGAGAACUGGAACGGUGCACAGUCAUGGAAUUUCGACCAAAAUAAUUACAAUCAAAAUGGCCCAGGCAUGGGAACUGGUGACUAUGGGAACUUUAACUCAGGAUUCCAGACAGGAUACAAUCAAGGUAAUUAUGGCCACUUCAAUGAUUAUCGUCGCAACAACUACGGCCGGGGCCGCGGCCGUGGGCGCGGAUUCUACGGAGGCUACGGCCGGGGCGGUUACCAUCAGCACCCCGGUGCCAUGAAUCACUAUCAGGACCAGGGCCAAUACUCCCAGUACAACCAAGGACAAGCGGCAGCAGCCUUCCAGGGCCAGGGGGAAGCUGGGCAGCAACCGACAUCCACGACGGCAAGUGCUCAGGUUGACGAGGGUGCCAACGAAGGCGCAAGCCAGAUCAAGGCAUCAGAGAGCGAAGCGGGCGCCGACACCGACGGGCCUAAGCAGGAUGACUUGGACUCUGCAACUCGCGAGGUGCCAGGCAACGACGCGUCCUCCGGCGGCCCUGUGCGCCCAUCAUCAGCCCAGCCAGACGGAUCAAGUGUACAGAACCGAAACGGUGUGGCGGCCAUCCGCUCCAUCUUGUCCGCACCGGACGCUCCGAUUAAUGCUCCCAAGGGCCCGAAAGCCAUGCGCCAGGGACUGCCCAACACCAGCCUGCUGAAUCUGCGAGCACGGGGCUUCCAGAUCGAAGACAGCGGUCUGCCAGUGCAAAAGGCUGCUACCAUGCCAUCUCAGCCGUCGCAGGGGCCGCCGUCGAAUCCAGCUACUCAGCCGGGCUCUAGAAGUAGUACCCCCAACCUGGACAAAUUGCGGGAUCGUGAUCCUCAUCGUGAUCGCAGCAGGGAGCACUUCAGGAGGCACGAGAAGCUUGACCGAGGCGGGGAGAUUGAAGGAUCACAAGGCGCUCAGGAAAAAGACCGGGAUCAAGAGCGAGUAGAUCGUGCCCGAGACCGAGAGCCCGAGCGCUCUGGCUCAAGGGUCAGUAGUAGGAGCCGAAGCCUAGACCGCAGCAGCCGCAGCCCGAGCCGCAGUCGCGGCCAUAGGAGCUCGCACAGACGGCAACGGCGCCAGCGCUCUGAGUCUGCAGGCAAGGAGGACAAGGACGACUCUCAUCGCCGGAGGAAGCAUCGGAGCAGCAGGAGACACUACUACGACGACGAAGACGAACAGCCGUCGCAACGAGCCAAGGAUGAAAAAGGGGGCGAUAGGUCCAGAUCAGCCUCGCCCGAUGAUGCUAAACGCUCAAGCCACCGCAGCCGCAAGGACAAGGACAAGGAUCGAGACUAUGAGCGGCGCAAGGACAAGUACAGAGACGAGGAGGACGACCAUCCGAGAUCCGGCCACCGUUCUUCACACCGUGACCGGGGAGACUAUGAGUAUUCGUCGAGGCGUCACGACAAGGAGCGCGAGCGCGACAAGGAUAGCAGCAGUAGCCGCAAGGAUAAGGAUCGCAAGGACCGAUACCGAGACCGUGAGCGUGACCGAGACCGAGAUCGCGACCGAGAGCGCGAUCGAGACAGAGGCCGAGACUACAGCAGCCGGCACGGCAGCGGCAGCAGGAAGCAUUCGGCUGAUGGCAACGCCACCCCAGGCGGCGACAAGGGUUUUGACCCCCCUACGGGCCCGCGUGGCCCUCGUGCUGCCGGGGGCAGCUCGUCUGCCGCGCAGAAAGACGCGCACACCCUGGAGCGCGAGGCGCGGAACCGCGAGCGCCUGCUGAAAGAAGCCCAGCGCAUGGCCGGGCUCGCAGGCCUGGCCGGCUCGAAGCGAAGCCGCGAUGAUGCCGACGACGGAGGUCGCAAGGGACGGCGCAGCCGGCGCAACGACGCGGUCGAGGGAGACGGCGAGGAGCGGAUGCGGAGGCUCGAGGCCGAGAGGGAGGGGGGACGCUGGGGCUAGAAGCCCUUCAUGACGGACCAAAAACAGGCCAAGCAGCCGGCGCGGUAUGAGCGGCAUCCAGGCAAGGAGGAUUGCGAGGACGGUGGCUCAGUGCAGCGCGCCGGUGAGACGGGUGCAGCCUCGCGGCGAGCCAUGAAGUUCUUGGACAGCCUGCGUUGAACCGAUGACAGAAGGUUGAUCCAGCAGCGAUCAUCAGGUGGCCUGGGAAGAAGACGAGAGAGCAUGGCGAGAGUCGUCGACAGGUCUGGCUGAUGUUAUGGGGCGAAA
Messenger RNA from Trichoderma reesei QM6a, 3141 nucleotides. RefSeq lists its product as uncharacterized. The coding region runs from base 1 to 2874 and encodes 957 amino acids. The transcript is spliced from 4 exons. The record is from RefSeq and is a predicted model, not a curated record. Lineage: Eukaryota; Fungi; Ascomycota; Sordariomycetes; Hypocreales; Hypocreaceae.